ACGUGUAGGGCCAGGCAGAGUUCAAACUGGCCCCAAACUAAACUUUGAGUGGCGCCAGAGGCAGUAUGAUGCAUUAGUUCUGAUGCUGAAGUUCACUCUGCUCUGCCUGGCACUGUCAGGCGUCCAAGCUGUCCCCCUUGGGUCCCGUAGAGGAUUGGACCAAACAAGGAGUCUCCCCACUGGGUUUCGACAGGGCACAGAACCCUCAACCCACCGACUCCCCUACGGCUUUCAGCAGGGCACUGAACCCUCGGUCAUCCGUAGACCUGUCCCUGAUGGCUUUCGACAGGGCACCGAGCCGUCCAGGCGUUACCUUGUGGACCUCAACACCGGCCUCAUAAAGGAACACAUCAGUGAGAUGGACCGGAGAGCAGCCUUCAUUCGUCCUUCUCUGGGGGAGGGAUAUGGAGAGAUGGACAGAAGACACUGGCUGACAAAUGAAGCUUCUGUUGAUGUUCCAGCCCAGAGGAUUGGUGACGGUUGGGUCAGAGUGGAGGAUCCCUCUGCUCAAGGUCUCCCAGAGGGUUUUAGACAGGGAACCGAACCCGUGAUCUCCAUCCCCGAGGGCUUUAGACAGGGAACCGAACCCGUGAUCUCCAUCCCAGAGGGUUUUAGGCAGGGAACCGAACCCGUGAUCUCCAUCCCAGAGGGCUUUAGGCAGGGAACCGAACCCGUGAUCUCCAUCCCCGAGGGCUUUAGGCAGGGAACCGAACCCGUGAUCUCCAUCCCAGAGGGUUUUAGGCAGGGAACCGAACCCGUGAUCUCCAUCCCAGAGGGUUUUAGGCAGGGAACCGAACCCGUGAUCUCCAUCCCAGAGGGCUUUAGGCAGGGAACCGAACCGGUGAUCUCCAUUCCAGAGGGCUUUAGACAGGGAACCGAACCCGUGAUCUCCAUCCCAAAAGGUUUCAGACAGGGAACCGAACCCGUGAUCUCCAUCCCAAAAGGUUUCAGACAGGGAACUGAGCCAUCCACCCUCCGCCUUCCUGUUGGAUUCAGACAGGGAACUGAACCCUCCACCCCCCGGCUCCAAGCAAAGAUCAUGGCGUGUGAAGGGGAGAUCAUCAAUGGAAACUGCUAUCAGUUCAAUCCCACUCCACUGGCCUUCAAGGAUGCCCAGUCCUCCUGCAGAGUCCUUGCCCCAAAUGCUGACCUGGCAUCGGUAACCAACAGCGAUCUGCACUCCCGGCUAGUUUCCAUGGUGACCAAGGGUGGCACGGCCAGCCCUGUGCUAACCUGGCUGGGAGGCGUGGUCAAGAACCAGCAGGCAUCGUGGGUAGACGGGUCAGAGUGGGCGUACAGCGACUGGAUGCCAGGACACCCCAACAUUCACACAGACCAACCCAUCUGCCUGGAGAUGUUCAGGAUAGAUGAGAGCUGGUGGACGGCGGCAGACUGUAGCCUGGAAAGAGCGUCAAUCUGCUCUUACCCAAUGGCUGCAUGAAGACCACAGAGAAAUACACAGAUACAGAGACAGAAUACCUUUCCUUAUUCACAUGUGAUCUACAAGCCUCGACUAUGGGAAUAGUGAUGAUAUGAAGUUAUUUCAGAAGAGAAUUCCUCUU
Messenger RNA from Myripristis murdjan (pinecone soldierfish), 1562 nucleotides. RefSeq lists its product as uncharacterized. The record is from RefSeq and is a predicted model, not a curated record. The coding region runs from base 83 to 1441 and encodes 452 amino acids. The transcript is spliced from 9 exons. Lineage: Eukaryota; Metazoa; Chordata; Actinopteri; Holocentriformes; Holocentridae.